Molecule: messenger RNA, 1676 nt
Organism: Astrephomene gubernaculifera
Lineage: Eukaryota; Viridiplantae; Chlorophyta; Chlorophyceae; Chlamydomonadales; Astrephomenaceae
Source: the annotation of a GenBank genome assembly
UAUUCAUUACGUUGUUGUUAGUUACAGUGGAUGCCGCUCGACGUGCCCCAGCGGACCCGUCGCCGCGGCAUCGCUCCAUCUUAUAUUCAACGCACGCAAGCGAAGAUGAUGCUGUGCAAACAACUGGAAUGUAUGGUAAAUCGACUCGACGGGAGCAAUUAUCGCGGCAGCAAAGCACUUCAGUGGAAGGCCAAAUGAUGUCCAGCUCUGCUGCACCAGAAGAGCAGCCAGUGAAACCCACCGGCGGCAUGGACUCCAUGGAUCGAGCUCGGCCCUGGCUGGACCGGGUUCCUGUGACUGGCGCCAGCACAGGCCCAUGGAGUUCUGGCCGGCGUUCAUCAUUCCCCAGCCGCAACCCCAGUCCCAGCCAUCCCAUCGCUCCUAAUCCUCCCAUAGGGCCGACCGAAACGGCCUCCCUGUUGGGCUUCAGCCCCGACUGGACGUCUAGCUCUGCAUCCCUACCACUGCAGAAGCAUCCGCAGCCGAUGUUGCCGUACACUCCUGCUCACAUGAGCUCGCCGCCACUCCCUUCCUCACCGCCUCCGUCACCUCCGUCGCUGCCGCCACCGCUGCCGCCAUUACCCUCCCCUAGCGACCCCCCUUCGCCUCAACCGUCGCCGUCGUCGCGGUCGCCACCGCCCGAUCGGCACCCAUCGCCUCCAAGCCCCGCGCCGUCGCCGCCCCCAAGCCCCACACCGCCAUACCCUGACCCGCCACUGCCACCCUCACCGCUCCCGCUUUCCCCCCACCCACCGUCACCUCAGCCGAGCCCACUGCCUCCCAGCCCUAGCCCGUUGCCCCCGCCCCCUCCACAUGAUCCUCCGUCGCCGUCGCCUCCCAGCCCGCCGCCGUCGCCCAAACCGCCAUCCCCUCCGCCGUCACCUCCCUCGCCCCUGCCGCCAUCGCCCCCUCCAAGCCCGCCGGCGCCGCCACAAUUGCCGCUUGGGCCGCCCUCAUGGCCAUCGCUGCCUCCGUUGCCACCCGUGACGCCUUCCAGUCCACCAUUGGCGUCGCCACCGCCGCCGCCUGCAAAGUCCAGCCCUCCUUACGGCCUGCCAUUGCUGGCACCGCCUAGCUUACACCCAAGCCAACCUUUGCUACCGUCGCCGCCCCGCACGCUGUCGCCGCCGCCUCCUUUCUCUCCCUCGCCGCCAAGGCAUUCUUCCCCUCCGCCUCCGCCACCUUCGUCGCCACUCUCUCCAUCCCCAUCCUCCAUCUUUCGGUCCUCCGUGGUCAUGGUCAGUAGGUCAUCGCGGCUCGGUGACAGUUACAAUGACCCUACAUCCCCUCCGUCUGCACCCAACCCUUCUCUCCAUCCUCCUCCGCUGCCGCUGCCGCUGCUGCCGCCGCUGCCGCCGCCGCUGCCACCAGCGCCUCCUUCUCCCGGCCCGCCGGGAAGUGUUCAAAUCCUGCAGGCCCCGCCGCCGCCGCUGCCGCCCAGCGGCGGCGGUGUCAUUGUCGUACCGUUACCGCCGCCGCCUGGCACCUCCGUCACCGCUUACGAAGCGGUGAUCACUCUUGGAUCCGCGCUCUACGCCAACACGACGUUGCCGUACGUGGAGGGCGCCGUACUGCAGUUGGAUUGCAACACCCUCACUGCCACGGCGCAUUUCCAGGGCGACUCCCCCUACGCCAGCUGCGACUCGGCGGUGCAGUCCUCCCUGCUGUCCGCGCUG